CUGCGGGGCCGGACCGCCCCGGCGGGAGCGCGCAGCACCGGGCGCACCCGGCUGGCUGGAUCCGCUGCUGGGAAGGACCGGUUGGGAGGCUGGGGAUUUGGGCCCCGGGGCCGGAACCGGGGCGUGGCGGGGCCGGGGCGGGGCCGGCGGCAGCUGCGCGCGCGCCGCGGAGGCUGCGGGCCCUUGCCUCCUUGACCUUACUCUCCCGCAGUCACCGCCGGGCCUGGCGCGGGCUGGGCGGGGGACCAUGGGCGCCUCGGCCUCCCGAGGCCGGCCAGCCCGGGUCCCCGCGCCGGAGCCCGAACCCGAGGAGGCGCUGGACCUGAGCCAACUGCCACCGGAGCUGCUCCUGGUGGUGCUGAGCCAUGUGCCUCCGCGCACGCUGCUGGGGUGCUGCCGCCGAGUGUGCCGGGGCUGGCGCGCCCUGGUGGACGGCCAGGCCCUGUGGCUGCUCAUCCUGGCCCGGGACCACGGCUCCCUGCUGCCGCUCGCCCGCAGCUGCCUGCCCCCUACCCGCGACGGCAGCCCCUGCCUCCUGGGCCGCUUCUGCGAGCGCCGCCCGAUCGGACGCAACCUCAUCCGCAACCCCUGCGGCCAGGAAGGCCUCCGGAAAUGGAUGGUGCAGCACGGUGGGGACGGCUGGGUGGUGGAGGUCAACAGGUCUACGGUGCCCGGCGCCCCCUCGCAGACCUGCUUCGUGUCUUCCUUCAGCUGGUGUCGCAAAAAGCAGGUGUUGGACCUGGAGGAGGAGGGUUUGUGGCCAGAGCUGCUAGAUAGUGGCAAGAUUGAGAUUUGUGUCUCUGAUUGGUGGGGAGCCCGACACGACAGUGGCUGUAUGUACCGACUCCUUGUCCAACUUCUAGAUGCCAACCAGACUGUGCUGGAUAAAUUCUCCGCUAUGCCCGUUCCCAUCCAACAGUGGAACAACAAUGUCUGCUUUCAGGUCACCCACGUGUUCUCCAACAUCAAGAUGGGUGUCCGCUUUGUGUCUUUCGAACACUGGGGCCAGGACACACAGUUCUGGGCUGGUCACUAUGGAGCCCGUGUGACCAACUCCAGUGUGGUCGUCCGGGCCCAGCUGUCUUAGUGGAGGGCUGUCCUUGCACAACAACCUGAGUGGUGCUUUCCAGAACUGGGAACCAUUGGCCAGGACUUCUCAUUAACCAAGGACGUGUACCUCCCUGGCAUCCUGGGUACUCCUGGAGGGUUCUGCCAGGACCCCUCUUGAGGUUCUAGAAAUUACUAGAAGGAAGUUCUUUCUUCAGAGCUUCCUGCUGCUGUUACAGGGCAGUCCUCUACCCGGAGGCCCUCUGAUUCAGCCCCAGUCUCCUCUGCCCUGUCUCCUCUCCUUUCUGCUGUCAGGGGGCUUUAUCUGACCCUUCAGAGAAGGCCACUGAUCUCAAGUAGACUCUCAUCCUUAACGGCUGGGAAAAUUCCAGCCACCUUGGGUGGCGAACUUAACCUCCCUCAGCUUCAAGGCUGGGACCAGGUCUCGCAGCUGAAAGUCAGCCAGCUCAAGAAACGUGUGGAGAUCCUCAAGGACCCCUGUGAUUGUAUGUUGUAUAAUACUAUAUUUUAUUUUGAAAUUUUCUGCAAACAUCAAGAGAAUAAUAUAUCCACAACAGCUAUGUGCCGAUCGUACGUAAUAAAUUUAUUAUUUUGCCAAAA
Mustela erminea (ermine) is the source of this 1668-nucleotide messenger RNA. RefSeq names its product F-box protein 27 (gene FBXO27). Gene Ontology annotation, cellular component: SCF ubiquitin ligase complex; cytoplasm. The transcript is spliced from 5 exons. Lineage: Eukaryota; Metazoa; Chordata; Mammalia; Carnivora; Mustelidae. Gene Ontology annotation, molecular function: ubiquitin protein ligase activity; protein binding. Bases 248 to 1087 code for a protein of 279 amino acids. The record is from RefSeq and is a predicted model, not a curated record. Gene Ontology annotation, biological process: SCF-dependent proteasomal ubiquitin-dependent protein catabolic process; glycoprotein catabolic process.